Molecule: messenger RNA, 3332 nt
Organism: Spirodela intermedia
Lineage: Eukaryota; Viridiplantae; Streptophyta; Magnoliopsida; Alismatales; Araceae
Source: the annotation of a GenBank genome assembly
AUGCCGCCGGAAGGGGAAGGGGAGGCGCAUCCCCGCCUCCUGUUGCCUGGUUUCCUUCCGCAGAGCCUCUGCAAGGUGCGGCUCUUGCUGAUCCUGCUCAUCCUGGUCAUGUCCAGUCCCAUUUCGGGGCCAUGGAUCAUCUAGUGUUCUGUGUAGGAGCUGGAGUUCAUACACCGGAGCUGCUGCGCGGUGGGGUACAGGCCUGGAGUCCUCUCCACCACCCUGUCGCACCUUAUCGCCACCGGCUGCGCUCACCUCGUCGUCCCCUUCGUCCCCGUUAGAGGUUUGUUCCUCGCCGAUGGGGACGCUCCUACCUGCUCUUCCGUCCCUCCAUUUCGGUAUCUCCCGCUGAUUUAGGAUUGCCUUGGACGUUCCUGGAUUGGUGCGCGCAGAGCGGCUGAGAGAGAAGGUGGAGGAGCGCUUCGGGUGCGAGUUCGAGCUCUUCGUGGAAUUCACUGGCCUUGUCAGGUGAGAAAUUAGGUUUUUAUCAUCACCAGAUUCUUUUAAGGUAGCUUUUUUUUUUAUCAUUUCAUCUUAUGAAAUAUUUUCCAAUCAACGAUUUUACCUCGAAUACACCCUCCUCAGUUGCUGCCACUUGAAAUUUCAUGCCAUUCGUCUACAUGGCUGUGAAUGACAGAGAGAGCUCAUAGGGUUGCAUUUCAUCCAAGACCACUCAUGUUUAUCAAAUGCCUGUGUUUGAAAUAGCUUGUCAGGAACCACACUUAGAGGACUACAGGCCAUGUUUAGCCAUCUCUGACCAAUAAUAAUUGCUUCUGCAAGAUGAGCCCUAGUUCUCUAGAUGCAUUGGAUUCCUUUGAUGAUGCCAUUAUCGCGAAUAAAUGACAUUUUCGAUAUAGUUGGUGUAAGGGAGCAAGCAUUGGAUGGCACAGUGAUGACAACAGGCCUUAUCUAAAGCAACGAGAUUUUGCGGUGUGUUUUCUUACUAUUUUUAUUGUCAAACAAUUUUUCUUGUGGAUUUUUUUUAAUAGUAUCUAUAGACGGGUAGAAAACCUUUAUAACUAAUGAUUAUAUAUCAAGUCAUCUUCAAAACUUAUAUCUCCUAUUUAAUAGUGAAACGCAAAACGUUUGAAAUGGUUAGGAAACUGUAAAUCUAAUUUCAUUUCCUCUUCUUCCUCUACUGGGUGAUUAAUCGUUUCUGGUAUGUUCUUUUUGAGCAUUUCGCAACCCUGAGGUUCAUUUCUACUUUUUUCAUGGGAUUGAAAGGCAGUCUGCUACCUGAAUAGCUGUGGGAAGGAUUUUACAGGCGGCAUUUUCCAUUUCAAGGAUGGGUCGCCAGACUCCAUAAUUCCUCAUGCUGGCGUAAGAUCUUCUACCUGUGGGUUUAAUCUUCCUUCAGUUUCUUCCUUGUCCUAGUUGACUGAUCUUAUGCUAGAUACGAUCAAUGUCUCUAUCCACCUAUGGGGUUUGGUUUCAUUAUUAUUAUUAGUGACGUAAAUGUGAUAUUAAUCUCAAAUGGCUUCUGACAUAGUACCGUCUCAGGAUGCAGUGAUCUAUACAGCCGAUAGUCAAAAUAUUCACUCUGUAGAUGAGGUACGGCCCCCCUUUCCCCCUUCGAUGGAUCAUCGUGUAGUUUUCUCUUAUUGUAAAUUAUAUUUUGGGGACCAAGGAACUCUGCUUGCGUUGUCAUUUUCUGCUAUUGUUUCUGCACUCAAUCGAUUUUUCUAUUGCCGAAGUGGAACUUACCUGUGAGAUUAUCCUUUCUCCUGAUGUUUCUUUAAUUGUUAAUGCUGCUAAAGUAGAAGAGGCAUAUCACUACGCAAUAACAUUAUCUUGCCUCGUGUCAGGUUAUUGAUGGAGAAAGGCUUACUUUAACUCUAUGGUUCACCCGUGAUAAAACCCAUGAUGAGGACGCCAAGCUUAUCUCUCUUCUCUCUGAAAGAUCACCAGAAAAUGGGGAAACUAGCCCUCGUCCAACCCUGCCAAUCCCGGCACCCAAUAGCAUGUACUGGUUUCCUCACCAGGGAUCAGGGUUCGACAUUCGGUGGGGAAGAUUACACAUUUUAGGAUGUAAUAUUUACCCCCUGGCAUCAACAGUUUUGUCAGAUGAUCCUCUCGAGCAACUAAUGGGACCUCUGCAACUUGGAAAAGGAAAAGAGAUAUUCGAUGCUGAGUUUCGCAACAUCUUGCAUGCUCUCCAGGUAUUAUCUCUAAACCUGCAAGAUUUAUAGACGAUGGAUGCUAUGUUUCAUAACUCUUUGUGAUCUGAAUCUACCCUUUUUUUUCCUAUGGUAAUUGAUUGAUCUAAUUGCUUGGAUUCUUUCUGGGCAUCAUGAUUUAUAUUUUGGGAAAAAUUUGGCACUCCCCCUGCUCGAUCCAACUUUGGCUGGGAAGUUUAGGAUUCAGAUCACUCCCCCCAGUCUCCCCUUCCCCUCCCAACCCCCAAAAGAAAAAAAUCCCCAAAAUCAACCUGGUUUGGUUGAUAUUUUGCUGCUGAAUUCGCAGAUCCAACCCACUCGAUUUGGAUCUUAUUGGACUGUCCUCUUGGGUUCUAUUCUUAGAAUAUUUUAGAAUUCUACAACUGGAAGACAAAGGCAUAGAAAACUCUAUGGCUGACUGACACUUCCGGCCAUCGAGAUAGAAUAGAGAGGGAAGAUAGAUUUGCAUAUAGAUGGAUAGCUAGAAAAGAUAGGUGGAUGGAGAAACAGAGAGGAUGAUAGGCAUAGAUAAAUAUCUUGAUUGGUUGAGAGAGAAGAUAGGUAUAUAGAUGCAGAGAGGGAUAGGUAGGACGAUAGUAAUAUAUAUAUAUAUAUAUAUAUAUAUAGGUUGUUUGAUAUGUGCAGAAAUGGGUAGAUAUUCAGGUGUAUAUAUAUGUAGAGCGAGAGAGGGAGAGAGUGGGGACAGAGAGAGCGAGGAAUGAGUGGCACCUAAGAGGAGCUUCCCCCGCUGUGUUAUCUUUAACAAGGAGACUGUCUCGCCCUGUAGUGGCGUUUGAUCUUAUUUAAUUGGGUUGUUGGCUUCUAUCUUAUGAACAGAUUGUGCAAUUCUACAGCUGGAAGACAUCCGGUGUGAAAGAACAAGGCCGAGAAGACCCUGCACCCGGCAGGGCCCUCUGCCCCUCCCCGGUAGAGAGAACAAGCAGCCGUUCCCCAGUUGUGGGCCCGGGCGAUCCCCAGGCCGCAGACCCAGUCCUCGGCUCAGCCACCGGAGAUGACGUCUGGUCAAAUGGGUUUGACCUGGCAGGCCUCCGAAACGCCAUGGUGGCGUGGGAAGAGUAUGUUAGAGCUUUGGAUGAAGUCCUGAGGAGGAGCUUCCCCCUCUGGCGGACCCAUGAGAUCAUGUUUCCUCUCUCGGAUGCCGGACAUUCAGAUUAG